Galleria mellonella (greater wax moth) is the source of this 3048-nucleotide messenger RNA. RefSeq names its product excitatory amino acid transporter 3 (gene Eaat1). The coding region runs from base 181 to 1632 and encodes 483 amino acids. Gene Ontology annotation, cellular component: plasma membrane. Gene Ontology annotation, biological process: L-glutamate transmembrane transport. Gene Ontology annotation, molecular function: neutral L-amino acid transmembrane transporter activity; glutamate:sodium symporter activity; L-glutamate transmembrane transporter activity. The record is from RefSeq and is a predicted model, not a curated record. Lineage: Eukaryota; Metazoa; Arthropoda; Insecta; Lepidoptera; Pyralidae. The transcript has 9 exons.
AGUGGCUUUUGAUCAGUCAGAUCCCGAGAGCCGAUCGCGUCGCACGUCCCGCCCACGCCGGCGAGCUAUCGGGUGCACGAUUUCAGUUAUGCAGUGUUUAUUACUUGAAAAGUAAAAGUACUAGCGCUCCUUGGUGGCGAGUACAUCUGUUAUUGCAUAAGAAACGACGGCGGCCCAAACAUGCCUCUUCAAAUCCGGCGAAAUGGGUGUCCUGCCUUUGUGCGGGAGAACCUUCUUACACUCAUGACCGUCAUCGGUGUAGUGGCUGGGACGCUGCUGGGCUGGGGUCUGAGGGUCUCCGGUUACGAAUGGUCUCGGCGGGAGGUCAUGUACUUCCAGUACCCCGGGGAGCUUUUCCUGAGGAUGCUUAAGUGCUUAAUAGUGCCGUUGCUAGUCUCAUCGAUUGUGUCGGCGAUUGGAUCAUUAGAUCUUAGUCUUUCUGGCAAGGUUGGUCUUCGUGCCAUCUUGUACUACAUGACGACGACGAUAUGCGCGGUUAUGCUUGGUAUCGCGUUAGUGACAACAAUCAAGCCUGGUAAAGACCCUGAGGCGUUCAAGCAGUCAAACACCACCACCACCAAGAUUGUCACCAAAGACACGCUCACGUCCGACACUUUAUUGGAUCUCAUAAGAAAUGUGUUCCCGGAGAACAUCGUUCAGGCCACGAUCGCAACAUACAGAACUAGGUUGGUGUACGACAGCAAAGACCCCAGAGCGAUUAAAGGUAACUUAGAGACAUACAAGAUCGAGGGUGACUACCAGAGCGGCAGCAACGUGUUGGGGCUGGUGUGCUUCAGCAUAGUGCUGGGUAUCACGCUCGGCAAAAUGGGCGAGCAGAGUCGCCCGCUGCAGAAUUUCUUCCAUUCCCUGUCUGAAGCUAUGAUGAUUAUUACUGGAUGGGUCAUUUGGUUGUCCCCGCUGGGCGUUUUCUUCCUAGUCACAGCGAAGAUCAUGGAGAUUGAGUCGUUCUCGGAGCUGGUUGGACGACUAGGAUUGUACUUCAUGACUGUCCUCCUUGGCUUGUUCCUCCAUGGUUUCGGUACUCUGAGUAUCCUCUUCAUACUAGCUACAAAGAAGCUGCCGUGCCGUUACUUGGCCAAAAUGGGACAAGUGAUGGCUACGGCGUUUGGAACCGCUUCGAGUUCAGCGACUAUGCCAAUAACGAUCGGCUGCUGUGACGACAUGGGCCUGGAUCCGCGCAUCACCCGCUUCGUGAUCCCCAUCGGAGCGACUAUCAACAUGGACGGCACUGCAUUGUAUGAGGCCGUCGCCGCUAUCUUCAUCGCGCAGCUCAGGAAAGUUGAGAUGUCGUUUGGGAAAAUUGUUGCUGUCAGUGUGACAGCGACAGCGGCUAGUAUAGGCGCAGCAGGUAUCCCGCAGGCCGGCUUGGUUACCAUGGUGAUGGUGCUCGAUACCGUCAACUUACCCGCUGAGGAUGUCUCCAUCAUCCUCGCGGUCGACUGGCUACUUGACCGAUUCCGCACAACAAUCAAUGUGGUUUGCGAUGCCUUGGGUGCCAUCAUAGUGACGUCAUUGUCACAAGGUGAUAUUGAGAAAACGCGCGCGCACCAGAACGACCGGGAAGUCGCGUCCGCGCACGAACUCACGGAGCUAGGGAAGGUCGACCAUUAAACGACUGACGAAACGUCCAGCUGAAAAAUAACGGUUAAUAACCGUUUUGUGUUCGAAUAACGUUACCGUUAUUAUAUGUCAGGACAAUAACGUAAUUGAUGUAAUAGCAUAAAUUGAUCUGUUGUGUGACUCUACGAUGUUUGUUAGAUAAAAUGUUUGUGUAAUGUUAUCAGUCUUGGAAAUAAAAAAAAAAUGUGUUUGAUUAUAUUAUUGGCAAAAAGAGUGCGAAUCUCGUGUCAUGUAGUAAAUUGACAAUAAAUAAUGUUUUGUUUAAACUCUUUUUCUAGGUAUAUAAAACGAUAAAUUAUGUCUACAAAAUGGAUAACUUUAUAAUACAUUUGAUGUAUUUAGUUAUAAUUGUUUACAUUACGUAAUUUUUUACGAGAAUAUAAAAUGUUUCAGUGUGUUCUAAAUGUGCCAUUAUAUAUCUAAAUAUUCAUAAAAGUUGAAAUAAUUAUGCUCGCUGGUUUGCCGAGGAAUUAAUUCUACUUAUAAGUACUUAAAAACUUUUUCAUGAUUUCUCAAAAGAAUAUUUGUAAUAUGAUCUUGCGAACAUUUUGAGAUGUCGUGGAAUGGAUUUUGAGAUAAAGAUCAUAUAGGGCAAAAUGUUAUUUCAUUAGCAUUGAAUAAUUCCUUCUACUAAAACAGAUUUAAAAAAAGGAAAUAGCCCCAUGAAAUAUAUUCAAGUUUUAAACAAUAAAUAUUUUUGUAUGGAUGUACAUACAUUUUAGUGCACUAAAACUUUUCUGUUUUAUAAAUGUCUACAGUAAAUGUGCCAUAAAGCAAGUCAAAGACUUUAAAGCUUGUGUUGUUAGAUUUUAUUAAUGGAAAACUAUUUAUAUAUAUAGUAUUUAAUUGACUAUCAAUCACAUUAUUGCAUUCCAUUUAUUAUAUUACCGUAUCACUUUUACAUUUGAGUGUUAAAAGAUUUUUGUUAUUAAUUUCAUUGUUUUAGUAUAGAUUAUAUAAACUAAAAUAAAAUAUAAAACUUAGUUGUGUAAUUUAUAUGUAAAGUAGUACGUGAAACAAAGAAAUCGUUCAUUAGCUUUUAAGUGGUGUGAAGAUAUCUGGCCAAAACUUGUGUGUAAUUAAUGGUAUUAGAAUCACUUACUAGGUAGUAUGGUUAAUACGUGUCAUAUUCCUAGAUCGGAAAUGUUUAUCGUAAACUUAUUUCAGCUAGCUCUAGAGCCUGGUUAUUUUGAUAUAUCAUAUUUCCAACUAUACUAAUUACUUUUUGUAGUUAUGAAUUUAUAGCUAUUAUACCAAAUAUUUUAACACAAAAAUUGACCAAACUGAUGUACAAAUGUUAUAUUGGUAACGACUUCUUUAUUCGUAAUUCGCUGUUAAACUUUGAUAUAUCUCUAUAUGGAAAUAGUUGAUGUGAAAUAUUUUAAUAAACACAUAUUGUGUGAAUAA